CGCUAGCUUCAAAGUACAAAGUAUCAACUCUUCUCAUCAGUCUGACUGAAACUCUUCACUCCCACCGCAGUCACUCUCCAUCUACCCCCCAUCCCAAUCCAAAAAAGAAAAAAAAAAAUGCAGCUCCUCCUCUUGCUACUCCUCCACCUCCACCUCCAAAUCCACACAACUCACUCAGCCCACAUCCCAGAAUACAAAGCACUUCUCUCGGCAAAGUCCCUCAUAGACGACCCACAAUCGGCCCUUUCAUCAUGGAACGCCACCACCAACCACUGCACGUGGAGGGGCGUCACGUGCAGCGACACCACUCACCGUCACGUGACAUCUCUUGACCUCUCCGGUCUCAACCUCUCCGGCACUCUCUCCCCUGACCUCGCCCACCUCCGCUUCGUUUCGAACCUCACCGUCGCCUCUAACCGACUCUCCGGCCCCAUUCCUCCGCAGCUCUCUUCUCUCUCGGCUCUCCGCUACCUCAACCUCUCCAACAACAUUUUCAACGGCACUUUCCCAACCCAACUCGCUUCCCUCAAGAACCUCCAAGUCCUCGAUCUCUACGACAACAACAUGACCGGUGAGUUGCCUCUCACUGUCGUUGAAAUGCCUAACCUCCGCCAUUUGCAUCUCGGCGGGAACUAUUUCACCGGUCAGAUCCCGACCCAGUACGGACAAUGGCAGUUUAUUGAGUAUUUGGCCGUUUCCGGCAACGAACUAAACGGCACUAUACCUGCCGAGAUCGGAAACUUGACGACCCUGCGUGAGCUUUACCUUGGAUACUUCAAUGCCUACGAGGGAGGCAUUCCCGCCGAGAUCGGAAACCUGUCGGAGCUUGUUCGUAUCGACGCCGCAAACUGUGGGUUAACCGGAGAGAUACCACCGGAGAUUGGAAAGCUACAGAAGCUCGACACUCUGUUUUUGCAAGUGAAUGCGCUUUCGGGGUCUUUGACGGUGGAGCUUGGGAAUUUGGCGUGCUUGAAAUUCAUGGACUUGUCGUGCAACAUGCUCACGGGUGAAAUUCCAUCCUCGUUUGCUCAGCUGAAGAAGAUGACGCUGUUGCACUUGUUUCGCAACAAGCUUCACGGUGCUAUUCCGGACUUUAUCGGAGACUUUCCGGCGCUCGAGAAUUUAGAGUUGUGGGCAAACAACUUUACUGGUACCAUUCCAUCCUCAAUUUCCAAAUGUCAGAAUCUCGAGAGGCUUGAUUUGUCUUCUAACAAUUUGACUGGGAAUAUUCCCAAAAGAAUCUUUCAGCUCAAGAAGCUGAAAUUUCUCUUGCUUUUCUCAAACGAUUUAUCUGGCGAAAUACCAGAAAAUUUUGGAAAUUGUUCGUCUUUGAUUCGGUUUCGAGUUAAUGAUAACAAGAUUACUGGGCCAAUACCGAGAGAGAUUGGGAACUUGGAAAAUCUAGAUACCUUGGAUCUCAGUUUGAAUCAAAUUUCGGGAAAUGUACCUGCCGAGAUCUUAGGCUGCCGAAACUUGACAUAUCUCAGUUUGCAUUCUAAUUUGAUCACCGGAAACUUUCCUGGUAAGUUAAGCCGCCUUGUUUUGUUGCAGUUUGUUGAUUUUUCAGAUAAUUUUAUUGAAGGGACUUGGCCACUUCAUGUACUUCCACGGCAGAUUGUUUUCUUUUCAAUCUCAAGGAACAAUUUAAGUGGAGAGAUCCCUUCCUUGAUUUGCAAUCUCAAUUUUGUUAAGUACCUUGAUUUCUCUCAUAAUCAUUUUAGCAUGAUUCCUCCAUGUUUGGGAAAUAUGAGUGAUCUCAUGUAUUUGGGACUGCGAAAUAACAAUUUUCAUGGCACCAUCCCAAAAUUUGUAAAGUGUGGUAACUUGAGAAGUCUUAAACUUGCCAACAAUCAAUUAGAAGGGUCAUUGCCACGUUCAUUAGUCAAUUGCAAGAAAUUAGAAAUUCUAGACGUCGCUAACAACAAGCUUAACGACACAUUCCCUCAUUGGUUGGUAAAUCUUCUAGAGUUACGGGUUCUCUUAUUGCGAUCAAACAACUUUCAUGGCUCCAUAGGCAAUCACAAGACUAAAUUUUCAUUUCCUAAUUUGGGAGUUAUAGACCUCUCUCACAAUAUGUUCCGUGGUCAUUUGCCAUCAAACCUUUUCAAAUAUUUAUCAGCCAUGAUGAAUGGGAACAUGGAUAAUGAUGGAUUGCAAUAUAUUGGUGAUGAUUAUCAUUUUGUUAUCAAAAGAGGUGAUUAUUAUGAUAAUUAUGCUUCUGUUACAAUUGAUAUUAAAGGGAAUUAUAUUGACAUGGAGAAAAUACUAACUCAAUUGAAAACUAUUGAUUUUUCCAAUAAUAGUUUCAAAGGAGAAAUUCCAAAAGUAAUUGGAAAGCUUGGACCACUCAAAGGGCUAAAUUUUUCACACAAUAAUCUUACAGGUCAUAUACCUAUAUCAUUCGGAAAUUUAACUAAUCUUGAAUGGUUAGAUCUCUCUUCAAACAAGCUCACCGGCAACAUUCCUAUACAAUUGACAGAUCUUACAUCAUUGGAAAUUUUAAACCUUUCAAAAAACCAUCUUGUGGGAUUGAUACCUCAAGGUAAACAAUUCAAUACAUUUACAAAUGCUUCUUAUAGUGAAAACUUGGGUUUAUGUGGAUUUCCAUUGACAAAAACUUGUGGCAAUGAUGAGGGACAACAACCACCACCAUCACCAACCAUCCAAGAAGAUGAUUUUGGGUUUGCAAAUGGAUUUCAUUGGAAAGUUGUAUUGUUGGGGUAUGGAUGUGGUUUCAUGUUCGGAUUAGGUAUGGGAUAUCUUGUGUUCUCAAGUGAAAAAUCAAAAUAUCUCUUGACUAUUAUUUAUGGAGAACGACGCAACAAGGUGCGAAGAUCCAAGAAGAAUGUUCAUGGAAGAAUUAGUUGAAGCAGAAUUUUGCAAAUACAAAUAA
Messenger RNA from Quercus robur (English oak), 2893 nucleotides. RefSeq names its product leucine-rich repeat receptor-like serine/threonine-protein kinase BAM1. The record is from RefSeq and is a predicted model, not a curated record. The transcript is spliced from 2 exons. Gene Ontology annotation, molecular function: protein binding. NCBI's taxonomy places the organism in Eukaryota, Viridiplantae, Streptophyta, Magnoliopsida, Fagales, Fagaceae. The coding region runs from base 118 to 2868 and encodes 916 amino acids.